Messenger RNA from Dryobates pubescens (Downy woodpecker), 1375 nucleotides. RefSeq names its product carnosine N-methyltransferase 2-like. The record is from RefSeq and is a predicted model, not a curated record. NCBI's taxonomy places the organism in Eukaryota, Metazoa, Chordata, Aves, Piciformes, Picidae. Gene Ontology annotation, molecular function: N-methyltransferase activity.
AGCAAGGAGGGGUAUCAGCCCCCAUUGGGUGUACAAGGAGGUUUCCAAGGGCUCUGCAGUUCCUGGAUGCUGGAGGUUUCUCUGCAGCUCCUGUUGCUCUGGGGAGCUCAGCUCCCCUGCGAUGAGGACGGCACCGCAGACGUCAGGCCUCGGGCGUCGCCCGCCCCAGCCGCUCGCUGCCUCCCCGCGGGGCUCGGGUUUCGCCUUCUCGCUCCAGUGACGCUGGCUGUCCUGACAGGUGGGCAGAGCCGUGGCCGCACGCCGGGGUCACCGCCCGUGUUGCGAUGGGGUGAGCACCGAGGGGCGGCAGGUGGACAUGUUAACGUAGGGGGCAGGCACCUUGCUAAUCCCCAGGACCGUUCCCAGCCGCCGUGUCCCGGCGCGACACCCACCUCGACCAUGGACUCGACCCCAGAAAUGAAGAGGAAUAGAUUCCCCAGCACGAAUUUUGAAGCAGAGAUUCUGACAGCUCCACAUGAUGAUUCAGAGCUGUAUGUGAUCCCUUCCAUGAGAAGUCUCACAGCUGAGGAGUAUGUAGAGGCCUUUAAGUCAUUUUUGGAUCAUUCUACAGAGCACCAGUGCAUGGAUGAGUUCAACAAGGAAGAAAUGCCCAACAUCAUGGCUAGUCUUGGAAACGGAAAAUCAACGAUCAAUGUUCUGGGAGUUGGAAGCGGCACAGGUGAGCAGGAUUUGAAAAUGAUCAGGAUACUACAGGCUGCACACCCAGGGAUCCCUAUUGACAAUGAAAUUGUAGAGCCCAACCCACAGCACGUGGCAGCUUACAAAGAGUUGGUGAAUCAAGCUCCAGAUCUCCAGAAUGUCUCUUUCAUUUGGCACCAGAUGACUUCCUCCAAGUAUGAACAACAGGUGAAAGAGAGAGGCACACAUAAGAAAUUCGACUUCAUCCAUAUGAUCCAGAUGCUGUACCGUGUAGAGGAUAUACCAAACACUAUCAAGUUCUUCCACAGCUGCCUCGACCAUCAUGGUAAACUCCUGAUCAUAAUUUUGUCAGACAGUAGCGGAUGGGCCAGCUUAUGGAAGAAGUACAGACACUGCUUGCCUUCCACUGACAAUGGCCACUACAUCACCUCCAAUGGCAUCACAGAGAUUUUAAAGAGACUGGGUAUUGAAUAUCGUGCCUACGAGUUCCCGUCGGGCUGGGAUAUCACCGAGUGCUUUAUCGAGGGGGACCCAGUUGGAGGCCUCAUGAUGGAUUUCCUGACAGGGACAAAAAACUUCCUGGGCACAGCCCCGCCAGGACUGCGGCAGCAGCUGCAGGAGGCUCUCUGCCAGCCUGAGUGCAGCAGCAAAAAGGAUGGGAGAAUCAUCUUCAGCAACAACUUGAGUAUGAUUGUGGUUGAAUCCUAGAGUCCAG